AUUUUAGAAUCAUCAGAUUUGCAAAGAUUUGUGUUUGUAUGAGAAAUAUUUUAUUCAUUUAAAACAUGUAGUGCAAAUGACAAGAACACCAUAAAGUAAACCCCAUCUAAAAUGUCUUAAAGAACAGGUGUAAUUGGCAGUGUUAUGUUAACCAAAUACCUCAUUCAGUGCAACACGCCGUCCGGUGUGGGUGGAAACAUGAGGUAAAAACCAGAAAAGACGAAUUUCUUACUCAUUUUAUGGAGACUUGGAUGAAACACCAAUAUUUAAAAGAAUUACAUCAGCACAUAGUUAACAAAUCAUUGUGUUUCCCAUACUGCACCGCCCGUCGAGGCAUUCCGGGUGACAAAAGCAAACAAACCCCACUGCGCAUCACGGAUGUGACGUCAACGCGCUGCAAUUCAAACUUCAGGAAACGAAAGCGUUUGGUUAGAAAACGGUCUUGUCGUUACCAACACCCUGUUUUCACGAGUUACCUGCAUUUCGCUGUAUUUGAGUCGAGGUCGUUUCCUCUACGUCAAACCAAGCAGCCAUGACGUCUAAAAGUGCCAAAGAGACCAUCGUCACCAGGUUGGGCUUCAAAUCCAGCAGCUCUGCCUCCAAGGCCGAGGCGGAGCUGGAGAAGGUCCGCAAAGACAACGCUCACCUCAGGAGGAAGGUCGAUGAACUGACCAAGAGACAAGUCAAACCCCCCGAAUCGGACAAACUCAAGCUGCUAGAGAGGAUCCUGUCCCUGGAGACGCUGCGAGAGAGGAACAAUCAGCAGUUGUUGGUUAAGGAGCAGGAAUUAGAAACAAUGAGACGGCAGCUGUCAGCCAGAGGAGGAGAGGUGGUGGCAUCGCUGCAGGCCCAGCUGGAGCAGCGGAAGAAGGAGGCUGAGCAGAGAGACGCGUUGUUCCAGAAUCUGUCGCAGGAGACCGGGAACCUGAAAAACCAGCUGGCCACUGUUUCUGCCCGGUGCCAGUCCCUGGAGGCGCAGGCGGCGAACGGACAGCUACCUCCUGCAGACUUGGCCUUGGUACAAGAUCAACUGAGAGACGCCCUGGAGAAGAACCAGCAGUGGCUGACGUACGACCAGCAGCGCGAGGCCUACGUCCGGUCCGUGACGGCCAGGACGCAGGAGCUGGAGCAGCAGCUGGCCCAGCAGCAGCAAACCAGACGGGAGGCCCCUUCAGACGCUGAGGGAGCGCCCGCUGACUCGGCAAGUGCAAAAAAAGAGGUUGAGCUGAAAACCCACUAUGAGCAGCUGCUUCGGGGGGUUCAGAAAGACUUGGAGGAGAAAGAAGAGCAGGUCACCCGAAGACAACAGGAGCUCAGCGUGCAGAGGGAACAGGCGUCGUCGGCUCACGCCGAGCUGCAGUCUCAGAGGGAGGCGGUCGCCGGGCUCCGGGAGGAGACGUCCGCGCUGCAGAGGAGGUACGAGAGCAAGUGCGGCGAUCUGUCCGCGCUUCUGGUGAAGUACGAAGAGAAGAGCAGAGAGACGGAAGAGCUGAAGAUGCGGCUGCAAGCGGAGCGACACGGCAACAGGCAAUCGGCGUGUGAGGAGAGAAAGGCCUUGUCGGAGCGCUCCGACAGGAUGAGACUGGAACUGGAGAACAUGGAGGUCCGAUUGGACGAGGAGAAGAAGAGAUCUGCUGAACUCCUUCUGCAGGUGAACAUGCUGCAGAAGUCUCUCCUGAGCCAAAAUGAAGAAAAAAGGAGACUCGCCGCCAUGGAGCAGCAGAUCCAACUCUCCGCCAAGGACUUUGAGAAUGAAAAGAUUGAUCGCCAGGGCAUGCAGCAUCAGUUACAUAAGGUGCUGAAGGAGCUCCGCAAGGCCAGGGAUCAGAUUGCUAAACUGGAGUCUGCAAAACAGCCAAACGCGCGUUUCUCAGAGCCUGGCUCCUACAGCAACUUUGAGUUCGGGCGUCUCUCCAUCGACGACCCCCCCGGGCCUACGUCUCCCUCCAAAGUCGCCAACCUCCUGGAUGAGAGUUUCCUGGAGUGCCCAAAGUGCCGGGCGGCGUAUCCCACCAGCCGCCACAGGGAGCUCCUGGCACACAUUGACUACUGCUUUGCUUGAGCUACAAUAAGGUAUAGCUCAAUGGGGGUGAGGGGGGGUGAGGGGGAAGGGGGGGCAGGAAAUAUAGAGAAGCAACCAUAUACACAACACAAGCAAUUGUUAAUUCUUAAAUCAUAUCCAGGCCUCUAAAAACAACGGGAUGGAUCCCUGUUUGGUCAUGUGAUGAAGUAGGCGUGUCUUCUUUUAGCCUUUCUUCGGCUGGAUCAUCAUCAUCAUCAUCAUCAUCAUAAUAAUAAUAACAUCCAUUCAGGAAAUUUCAAAGACGUAUUCUGCAAACACAUUACUCCUGUGAGCAACUACGGUGAAUAAGAUAAAUAUGUGUAACCUAAGCUCAUUUGGGGGCUGCUUGCAUGCUUCUUUUUUUCUGUUCCCAAAGCUGAUUCAAUGUGCAGCAGCCUCGUGUAACAUGAUCAGUUUGGAAGUCCUGCUGUCAUUAUGAUCACUGGAUACACAUUUCUGAUGCAUUCAAUAAUGGGACAUUGUAGAUUUGUUCUAAGCAAAGGUGUGUGUGUGUGUGUGUGUGUGUGUGUGUGUGUGUGUGUGUGUGUGUGUGUGUGUGUGUGUGUGUGUGUGUGUGUGUGUGUGUGUGUGUGUGUGUGUGUGUGUGUGUGUGUGUGUGUGUGUGUGUGUGUGUGUGUGUGUGUGUGUGUGUGUGUGUGUGGAUAUCCCAUAAACCAGAUUAAUUGUAUCACUUUAAUGGAGGUAGUGAACUUUGUACUCCAAGCGGUUCCAAUGGUUCCUUUGCCUGAGAGUGGGUUGAUUAUGUAAGCAGCUUAAAUAUCUGAGUUAAUAGUAAAUUAUUUUUUUUCUAUAUCUAAAUGGGAUUCAAGGGAUAGUCAGUUUCAUGCUGGAUUAAUAUGGAAGAAUAAAAAUGUAGUGCAGUUUUAAUUUGCCAGUAGAAAACCAUUAGGCCAAAGUAUUCCUUGUGUUAUUGCUGCAGUCUCCCUGCUUCCCUUUUUUAUUAUUGUAGUCCUUAUUUUAUUGAAAAGCUCUUGGUGAAUUUUAUUUUUUGUGUAUUUAUUAUUGGGUGACAGUCUUUUUAGAUAAUGAAAGCUUUUAUUUCCCUCCCGGUAAUGUUUAGCAUUGCUGAUUUGAAUAUCACUGUCCUUUAUUAUUAUUUUGUAUUUAUGAUUGCCUUUUUUUGGAACAUCAUGGGACGUUUCUUAUUUUAUUGUAUCCAAGUUGACAAAGUUACUAGCCGAAAACCUCCACUUAGUGUAUAUAACAUUGAAGGCACAUUUCCUAUGUUUAUUUUUUUUCUAUUUUAUAGUAUUGAGGGGAAGGACCCUUUUAUAUCAGGGGGAUACGCGUUGCCUAUUGAGGUUUUGGUUCCGGCUAAACACGGCUUGGGGCGUUGGACAAGCCCUGCUGAAGCAUGUGACCUAACCCACAGUUUGAUUUGUCCACCAUUAAGCCCGAUUCUAAACCCGCUGCACGUGGUGCCCGGUUGUCCUUGUUUUCCUCCCUGCUCCACUGGAGCUCACUUCCACCUCCACUGUUCCAGCCUGCGGUCCUGUGGGGCUGGAAUAAGAUUGCAUGAGCUAAUUCCUUGUACUGAACUAUUUAAGGCGAGGGAUUAGUAAAGGUCCUCUUGGCGCUGGAAAUGGGGUUAAGUUGCCUUUAUUUCUGCCGUCUUGGCGAUGCAGCUCAAUAGACUUAAGAGGGACAGACACUGCUACGGUGUCAUCUUUUAGAUAACAGGUUUUUCUUUUAUCACAUUGUUUUGGAUACAUGUAUUCUUGUUAAGCUGAUUUAUUUUCCAACUCAUGUUUUUGUAAUGAUGGGCUCUUAAGUGGUUGUGCCAUGUACUGUACAAAAGUGUGCAAUAAAGAUAUAAAUGCCCUUCCGACGCGGCCCUCUGUCCUCCGUACUGCCACAUUGGAGUGUAAUUAAGGACCAAUAGUGCUUCAAACUUUAGC
Messenger RNA from Pungitius pungitius (ninespine stickleback), 3981 nucleotides. RefSeq names its product centrosomal protein 55 like (gene cep55l). Bases 533 to 2062 code for a protein of 509 amino acids. Gene Ontology annotation, cellular component: midbody. NCBI's taxonomy places the organism in Eukaryota, Metazoa, Chordata, Actinopteri, Perciformes, Gasterosteidae. Gene Ontology annotation, biological process: regulation of phosphatidylinositol 3-kinase/protein kinase B signal transduction; mitotic cytokinesis; establishment of protein localization. The transcript is spliced from 12 exons. The record is from RefSeq and is a predicted model, not a curated record.